UCAAGGACUGUGUCUACUCUGCACUCCUCCAACCCGAGCAGACUUCCUGAGAAGAUGCCACCAGUCCUGAUUCUCCUGAUCUUUCUUCUGCCACUGGGAGCUGGUGGAGAGGAGAUCAUCGGGGGACAGGAGGUCUCACCCCACUCCCGCCCCUACAUGGCUUAUGUUAAGUUUCUGGAUGAUGAUGGGAAGAAGUUUUGUGGAGGCUUCCUGGUGCGAGACAAAUUUGUGCUGACAGCUGCUCACUGCCUGGGAAGCUCAAUGAGAGUCAUUCUUGGGGCCCACAACAUCAAGGCACAGGAGAAGACCCAGCAGAUCAUCCCUGUGGCAAAAGCCAUCCCACACCCAGCCUAUAACGAUAAGGACCGCUCCAAUGACAUCAUGCUCUUAAAGCUGCAGAGUACAGCAAAGAUAAAUAAAGCUGUGAGGCCCCUCAACCUGCCCAGGCGCAAGGUCGAUGUGAAGCCAGGGGAUGUGUGCUAUGUGGCUGGUUGGGGAAUGAUGGCCCCGAACGGUGAAUACCCCAACACACUGCAAGAGGUGGAGCUGACGGUACAGAAAGAUCAGUUCUGUGAGUCCCGCUUUCAAGGUUAUUACAACAAAGCCAAUCAGAUAUGUCUGGGGGACCCAAAGAUCAAGAGAGCUUCCUUCCAGGGUGAUGAUGGGGGGCCUCUGGUGUGUAAAAAAGCAGCUGCAGGCAUCGUUUCCCUUGGACAGUCUGAUGGUUCUGCUCCACAAGCCUUCACCAGAGUGUCAAGUUUCCUAUCCUGGAUAAAGAAAACGAUGAAACGCAGCUAACUCCAGAGCAAACCAGACUCUUCUCUGGCUCUGCUUCUUCCCUACAGCUGAGUCCAGGAUUGUCCUAGGACAGAAGCCACAACUCAAUAAAGUUCUCUUUGCUGAA
Molecule: messenger RNA, 904 nt
Organism: Peromyscus eremicus (cactus mouse)
Lineage: Eukaryota; Metazoa; Chordata; Mammalia; Rodentia; Cricetidae
Product: granzyme C-like
Biological process (GO): proteolysis
Cellular component (GO): cytoplasm; intracellular membrane-bounded organelle
Molecular function (GO): serine-type endopeptidase activity
Source: RefSeq, a predicted model, not a curated record